AAGUGGUUCACUUCACCAAGUUUCUUGUUAAAUAAUUACGUUUCCUACUUUGUCAUUGUCAUAAGACGAGCAACAUCACGCAGCGAACAUGUCUUUGUUGUUCUUUCUCUUCGCUUGUGUUUCCUUAAGAUAUUCCAACGCCUGGCUUGGUGGUAAUGAUUGUAAGGAUCAGAGCGACUGCGUCUCUUGCACUAACCACAAAACUUGGUCCGGGGCAAAUUGUCGCUGGUGCCCACGAGACACGGCAUGCCAUGCUCAAGGCAGCUUGGUAAAUAAAUGCUCGCAAACGGAGAAUAUCGUUAACCCUGAUGACUGCGACAAGAUCGUGUAUGCUAAAUACGACAAAAACCUUGCGCACAAAAUGAUCUAUCUCUGCGCGUUAGCGUACUCUGACGAUGUGGCCAAGUACAUACCGAAAGCAAGCGAAGUGGACACGUUUCAACUUGUCAAGCAGGUUACAAAGCCAUGUUCAGGAGGCGCUCUUUGCUCUGGUUUUGUUGCUGUCUCUCACGCAGAAAAAGCCAUCGCUAUUGUAUUCCGUGGUACUCAGCAUUUUAAACAAUUAGUUAACGAAAUUCUUCGUAUACUAACCGAGCCAAAAAAGUCGUUUCAAGCAGGUGGACAAGUUCAAGUAUACUUUUCGGACGCAUUGGAUGUUGUGUGGAACGACUUGCAAAAAUAUGUCAACGAAGAGAUGAACAGCUACCCAACUUAUAAAGUCUGGGUAACAGGACAUUCUCUCGGUGGGGCACUUGCAUCUCUCGCAAGUACACUUAUCAUGUAUAAUGGCAAGACAACAAAAGAUAACUUGAUGUUGUAUACUUUUGGUCAACCCAGAGUCGGUAAUUAUGAUUACGCUUUGACGCACGAUGGUUUGGUACCGCUAAGUUUCAGGGUAACGCAUAACCGUGAUAUUGUUGUCCAUCUUCCAACCUGCAAGACACUGGUGCCUGGAACUCCGUGUAUUGCCUUAGGUGGCUGGCCUUAUCAUCACGGCAAAGAAUUUUUUUAUGGUAGCGAAGUCAUGACCAAAUUUUCGCCUUAUAAAACAUGCGAAGGAUUACCUCACAAUGAAGAUUUAGGUUGCAGCAAUAAUCCAGCAGUUUGGUCCAAAUGCCUACCCGUUGAGUUAUCAGCCUGUAUUGACGAUCAUAAGCAGUAUUUUGGCAUCUCUGUCGGAACAUGGUGGAAAAACCAAGGGUAAUUGACGUUUAGAUAGAUCUAGGUUACGUUUCUGAGAACAUUUCGAAACAUAUAAUUUGUAAUGAGGGUGAACUCAAUUGAGAUGAAUUGACUUAGAUUAAUUAAUGUUACAGUCAGUGUUAGUAGCCGUAAAAAUGUAUAAUGGAUUUUAUUAAAGUUGGAA
Paramuricea clavata is the source of this 1366-nucleotide messenger RNA. The record is from the annotation of a GenBank genome assembly. NCBI's taxonomy places the organism in Eukaryota, Metazoa, Cnidaria, Anthozoa, Malacalcyonacea, Plexauridae.